AUGGUAUGGACAUUGUACAGUUCAAGCUGUGAGGAUUUUGCAGCCAGUGGAAUUCGUGUUGGUACACUGUACACUGAAAAUACAGACGUAAUCAGUGCCCUCAGCCAGUUGGCAUCCUUCCAUGGUGUUCCAGGUCCCACGCAACAUAUGGUAGCACAGUUACUACGAGAUCAAGAUUGGAUCAGUCAGGUGUUUUUGCCAACAAAUCGAGCCAGAUUGAAAUCUGCCCACAAGUGUGUAGCAAAUGAACUCACAGCAAUGGGCAUUCCUUUCCUGAACCGGCACGCAGGCUUGUAUAUCUGGGCUGAUUUCAGAAAGUACUUAAAGGAUCUGACAUUUGAAGAAGAGGAAAAACUAUUGAAGCAGUUUGUCAAGAAUAAAAUUCUUCUCAUCAACGGGAAGUCAUUUGGCUGCUGUGAGCCUGGCUGGUUCCGUAUCGUAUUUGCUGAUGAAACCUACCGGCUACAGUUAGGAAUGCAGAGGCUUAGAAAGGUUCUGGAAGAGCAAGAUUCAGAAAUCCAGUCGAUUGAAAAGGGACCCAAUUCUGAUUCUGGGAAUAGAACCAAAAUUGCUGAGGAUGUAAUAGAAAUUGGUGUCCAGCAGUCUCCACCUGAUCCUGCUCUUGAUGGUCUAAUUGGAUUGCUGCGCCAACAGAUCCGAACAACUGACUGGUUACAGAGAAAUACACCUGAGCAGUUUGCUCAGGAGAAUCCAGAAGUUUACGAUGUUUUCUGCAAACUUGCAGAGAAAUAAUCUGCCUCUGUAAUUUUAGGAAAGUGCAUUGAUUGGAGUUCAUUAGUGAUUACUUUCAAAUUUGUAAAAUACUUGUAGCUCGUUUCCCAUGACUUUCCCUUUCCCACAUUUGCUGAAGGGUUGGUAACAUAUCUUAACACUGAAGUGGAACUGUGUGACACUGCUGGUAUUUUACAAUUUUUUUGCCACCUAUUUCUAAUUUUGCCUAUUCACUCGUCCACCUUCCCCAGUAUAUGAAGACUAAUUUAUGAUUGUCCUCAUAUUUUACCAUGUGAUGCUUUCAGAAGUUUCACUACCACAUAUUGCUUUGUCAAUAUUCACAAUUCUGUUAAUUGAUUUUGAAUUAAGAUAGCAGGUACAGGAAUGUGAAGUUUCACCAUCCUUGUGAAUACGAUACAAUAAUACAAUACGCUAACCUGAAUGAUAGCUGAAUGUGAUGGGAUGCUGAGAAAUUCGCUAUAAACUGCUUCUUUAUAUAUCCACUUAAUUAAAGACGUGACUUACCUUCUCCAGGAGAAAUGAAUUAAUCUUCUUAAAAAUACUUUGCUAGUAUUGUCAUCUAUUCACAAAGUUCCCAGACCAGAUCUUUUCAUCACGUUAUUAAAUUGUAUGUAACUCUAGUUCAUAAAGUUGAUUUUUAUUCACGAGCAGGACAAUAAUAAGGAAGAUUUUCUCUUCAAUAGUGCAUUGGGUUGGAUGUCAUUAUUGAUCAUCCUGGCACCUGUGUUGCAAAAUUUGCAAGAGAAUUUCAUUGUUUUUUACUUUGUUAAUGUCUUUGUGGAAAAUUCAACCCAUUGUGGGGCACCAAAACAGAACAGUCUGACUAUUUUAAAGUGUAGGCCCCAAAAUAUAAUAGUAAAGGGAGUGAAUGGUCUCCUUCCCUUCCAUGGAAACUAAUCUUCUGUGUACCAAAACACAAAGAUCACAUGCAAAGACCAUCCUCAUGGACUUUAUAUUAAAAGGACAAGAUAAAUAUUUUCCCAUGUACUAAAGCUAUGAGCUCAUUUCUUAAUGGGUCAAGUUUAGCAAUAAAAUUAAUAUAUAGAUUUGCUUAUCUGUAGAGCUCCAGAUUAAUUAUUUUCGAGGAGAGACGAUAUUGGUUGAAACACAAGACCAUCAAUGUUUUAGAAUUACUCAAAAAAAGAAGUUAUAUCUGCCUAGAAUGAGAGUGAGGAGGGUAGAGCCUUGGUGUCACAAUGAUUUAACUCUUUGCAUGUUGUGAUCACUCUGUCUCUUGUGAUUCCCUGACUUCCUUCACCCCACUAUUGGUCACCUUGCUUUCAACCAUCAAAGUCCUAAUCUCUGGAACUCUAUUGCUAUAGCUCUUUGCUAAUUCUCUCCUCUUUUCAGAUAAGCCUGAAAGAAUACCUCUUUACCAAAGCUUUUGGUCACCCAUUUAAUCUUUCCACCUUUGGUUGGCUGCUCAUUUUUUCUUGAUAAUGUUCCAAUAAAGUGCAUUUGCUUUAUUAAAGGUUCUAUAUGAAUGAAACAUUGUAUUACUGAUAUAACCCUUUUCUGAAGAAGAUCUAGGCCCGAAACGUCAGCCUUCCUGCUCCUCUGAUGCUGCUUGGCCUGCUGUGUUCAUCCAGCUCUACACCUUGUUAUCUCAGAUUCUCCAGCAUCUGCAGUUCCUACUAUCUCUGAUUAUAUUACUGAUGUUGGGAGCAGAAAGCUUUCUCUACUUGCCAGUUUAGUUCUGUGUCAAUCAUUGUAACUUUUUUCAAAUACAUUUACAAUUUCACUAAAUAAAACAAAUGUAGGAAAUCUUAGAGAUAGUA
Messenger RNA from Rhincodon typus (whale shark), 2531 nucleotides. RefSeq names its product 1-aminocyclopropane-1-carboxylate synthase-like protein 1. Gene Ontology annotation, biological process: biosynthetic process; amino acid metabolic process. Gene Ontology annotation, molecular function: pyridoxal phosphate binding; transaminase activity. The record is from RefSeq and is a predicted model, not a curated record. Bases 1 to 753 code for a protein of 250 amino acids. The transcript has 5 exons. NCBI's taxonomy places the organism in Eukaryota, Metazoa, Chordata, Chondrichthyes, Orectolobiformes, Rhincodontidae.